This is a messenger RNA of Nannospalax galili (Upper Galilee mountains blind mole rat), 4186 nucleotides long. RefSeq names its product ribosomal protein S6 kinase A5 (gene Rps6ka5). The transcript has 17 exons. Gene Ontology annotation, molecular function: magnesium ion binding; ATP binding; protein serine/threonine kinase activity. The record is from RefSeq and is a predicted model, not a curated record. NCBI's taxonomy places the organism in Eukaryota, Metazoa, Chordata, Mammalia, Rodentia, Spalacidae. Gene Ontology annotation, biological process: protein phosphorylation; regulation of DNA-templated transcription; intracellular signal transduction. Bases 222 to 2597 code for a protein of 791 amino acids.
GCGCAGGGGCGGCUGGGCUGCGCCGUACUAGCGGUGCCAGCCGAAGGGGGAGGAGGCGGAGGAGCGAGCCGCACGGCCAGAGCGGGAAAGACACUCGUGUCGGUGUCCGAGCGGUGGCGCCGCCUCACCUCGGCUCCCUGUGGCUUCAGCUGGGGCUGUGAAGGGCUGGGGGUCAGCUGUCCCCUCAGGCUCUCCAGAGAGCGACCCGCGGGAUCGAGAAGAUGGAGGAGAAGGGCGGCGGCGGCGGCGCGGGCAGCGGCGACGAGCAGCUCCUCACUGUCAAGCACGAGCUGCGGACCGCCAACUUAACGGGACAUGCAGAGAAGGUGGGAAUUGAAAAUUUUGAGCUGCUGAAAGUCCUAGGAACUGGAGCUUAUGGAAAAGUGUUUCUAGUUCGUAAAAUAAGUGGUCAUGAUACUGGAAAGCUGUAUGCAAUGAAAGUUUUGAAAAAGGCAACAAUCAUUCAGAAGGCUAAAACCACAGAGCAUACGAAGACAGAACGACAGGUUCUAGAGCACAUUAGACAGUCACCAUUUUUGGUGACACUGCACUAUGCUUUCCAGACAGAAACCAAACUUCAUCUCAUCUUAGAUUAUAUAAAUGGUGGAGAACUUUUUACUCAUCUUUCUCAAAGAGAGCGUUUCACAGAGCAUGAGGUGCAGAUCUAUGUUGGAGAGAUUGUGCUUGCCCUCGAUCAUCUGCACAAGUUGGGGAUUAUAUAUCGUGACAUUAAGCUUGAGAAUAUUCUACUUGAUUCUAAUGGCCAUGUGGUGCUGACAGAUUUUGGUCUGAGUAAGGAGUUUGUGGCUGAUGAAACUGAAAGAGCAUUUUCCUUUUGUGGGACUAUUGAAUACAUGGCACCAGAUAUUGUCAGAGGGGGAGAUUCAGGACAUGACAAGGCAGUUGACUGGUGGAGCUUAGGUGUUCUAAUGUAUGAGUUACUAACCGGAGCAUCUCCUUUCACUGUUGAUGGAGAAAAAAAUUCCCAAGCUGAGAUAUCUAGGAGAAUAUUAAAAAGUGAACCUCCAUAUCCCCAGGAAAUGAGUGCCCUAGCUAAAGACCUAAUCCAGCGUCUUUUGAUGAAAGAUCCCAAGAAGAGAUUGGGAUGUGGCCCACGAGAUGCUGAUGAAAUCAAAGAACAUCUCUUUUUUCAGAAAAUAAAUUGGGAUGAUUUAGCUGCCAAAAAAGUAUCCGCACCAUUUAAACCAGUGAUCCGAGAUGAAUUGGAUGUGAGUAACUUUGCUGAAGAGUUCACAGAAAUGGACCCCACCUAUUCUCCUGCAGCCCUGCCCCAGAGCUCUGAGAGGCUGUUUCAGGGCUAUUCCUUCGUUGCUCCUUCUAUCCUCUUUAAGCGUAACGCAGCUGUCAUAGAUCCUCUUCAGUUUCAUAUAGGAAUUGAACGUCCUGGAGUGACAAAUGUUGCCAGGAGUGCGAUGAUGAAGGACUCUCCAUUCUAUCAACACUAUGACUUAGAUCUGAAGGACAAACCAUUGGGAGAAGGAAGUUUCUCAAUUUGUCGAAAGUGCAUACACAAAAAAAGCAACCAAGCAUUUGCUGUCAAAAUAAUUAGCAAAAGGAUGGAAGCCAAUACUCAGAAAGAAAUAACAGCUCUGAAACUCUGUGAAGGACACCCCAAUAUUGUGAAGUUGCAUGAAGUUUUUCAUGAUCAGCUUCAUACAUUUCUUGUGAUGGAACUUCUGAAUGGGGGAGAGCUAUUUGAACGCAUCAAGAAAAAGAAACACUUCAGUGAGACUGAAGCUAGCUAUAUCAUGCGGAAGCUUGUUUCAGCUGUAAGCCACAUGCAUGAUGUUGGAGUGGUACAUAGAGAUCUAAAACCUGAGAAUUUGUUGUUCACUGAUGAAAAUGACAAUUUGGAAAUUAAAGUAAUUGACUUCGGGUUUGCACGCCUCAAACCACCUGACAAUCAGCCCCUUAAGACCCCGUGCUUCACCCUUCAUUACGCAGCCCCAGAGCUUCUGAAUCACAACGGCUAUGAUGAGUCCUGUGACCUGUGGAGUUUGGGUGUCAUCUUGUAUACAAUGUUAUCAGGGCAGGUACCAUUCCAGUCUCAUGACAGAAGUUUGACAUGCACCAGUGCAGUAGAAAUCAUGAAGAAAAUUAAGAAGGGAGAUUUCUCCUUUGAAGGAGAAGCCUGGAAGAAUGUAUCCCAAGAGGCUAAAGAUCUGAUCCAAGGACUUCUUACAGUUGAUCCAAAUAAGAGGCUGAAAAUGUCUGGCUUGAGAUACAAUGAAUGGCUUCAAGAUGGCAGUCAGUUGUCCUCUAAUCCUCUGAUGACUCCAGAUAUUCUGGGAUCUUCAGGAGCUGCUGUGCAUACCUGUGUGAAAGCAACCUUCCAUGCCUUUAACAAAUACAAGAGAGAGGGGUUUUGUCUUCAGAAUGUCGAUAAGGCCCCUUUGGCUAAAAGAAGGAAAAUGAAGAAGACAAGUACCAGCACAGAGACACGUAGCAGCUCCAGCGAGAGUUCCCACUCUUCCUCCUCCCAUUCCCAUGGCAAAACUACACCCACCAAGACGCUGCAGCCCAGCAACCCCACUGAUGGCAGUAACCCGGAGACCCUCUUCCAGUUCUCGGACUGAGUGGUAUGGGAAUAGUAGGAUGUCCUCAGUGACCCCUUGCACCUUAGCUCCCUCAGCAUGUGCCUGAGGCAUGUGCUUUAAAAAAAAAUGUGUCCCAUUGGUCUAUUUGGAAUCUGCCUCUUAAUGAAUUUUUUUAGGGGAAAACCUGUUUGGUUAUCCUUGUCCAAAAACACUGGACAGAGAACAUUACUGUGAAUAGAGCAAGCACACAUGAUACUUUUUAGCGACCUAGCACAAUGCCAGCAGGAUUCUUUUUGAAACAGCAAAGGUUUCUGUAAUUUAAGUAGUGACUGGUUAAAUUGGAACUGCCUACAACCUAAGUCAUAGGUUUUCACAUGCCUGCCAAGAAGACCUGAUGCCUUUUGCUAUGCCUGAUAGCAAGGUGGGUUUUUAAGAGACUUACACCCUUUGAGUAAUGGUUUAUCAGAGAAAAGGGUCUGUUUUCAAAAAAGAUGCUGUAAUGAAUUUUAUGUGUGGCUUAUUUCUUAAGAGAGAAUUUUAACUUAUUGUUUUUAUUUUAUGGUUAUAUAUGCUGAUAACCUAGUAUUAUUAAUCUUUCUAAAAAAUGAAAAAAAUAUUUAAGAACAUGAGGUCCCAUGCUUUGCACUUGGGAUCCAUCCGAAAUGCAUGCUAAGCUAUGUAUGUUUUUAAUUUUGCACUGCUCUUUCCUGGCAGUUUGUUUUAAUGGUUAUUACAGGAUAUUAAGGUACAUGUCUCAAUUUUACAUAAUAUUGCACUUUAUAAAAGAGUAUCAGUAAAGCAAUCUGUUUAUAAGGUGCACUGUUUAAAGCAUAUGUAUUGUCUUUUUGCCAUUUUUUUCAUUAUCUACUUUAAAUUUGUCCCAUAUCCCUCUUCUACCUUCUGUACUACAAGUAGAAAGGGGUAUGUUGUAUAAUGAGUCAUUAGCCACUUAUGCACCAAUAUGAGGAAAAACUAAAGGGAAAUUAUACUCAACACUGUGCUUCAUAUUUGUACACUGUGUUGUACUACAGUGAGACAUUUCCUCCUGUAGUCAUAUAUUAUGUAUAUAAUAUUUUAGAAUCAUACCUAUGCUUAUUUUGAAAUUUUUCUGUUAAAUUUUAAAUCCAUAAGACAUUUUAUAAACUUAAGCAGAGCACUUUUAUUGCUCAGAAGUUCUGAGUUCAUACAGACAACAAGUACUAUGUCAUGAAGACAUUUCUUUGAAAGACUGCUGCAUUUUAAAAAUACAAAUUAAUUAAUUCCCUAUACAAAAAAACAAAAUGAUAGGAUUUGUAUGUAUUUUUUUUCUUUUAAAGCCAUUAUAUGAAAUGUCAGGACUGAGAAAAAUGAUGUUUGCUGUGUUUACAGGAAUAAUGUGUAAAAAGAUAAUGCCCAUCAUGUUUAUUUUAUAGUUUUUGUUAAUGAUAGACUCUUAAGCAUUAGUUUGGAAUUUGGACAUGAUAUUUAUUUAUCCCUUUCUUAAGGUAAUAGCAGCAUUAAUUUCAAUCUGUGAUGAAUACUAAAAAUAUUGCACUCACUGUAAUGGUAGUAUAUUUAUUACUAAAUCGAUGUAUAUAUUAACAAUACAGGCAACAAAAAUGGCAAAUAUUAAAAUAUUUUCAAAACAU